Molecule: messenger RNA, 651 nt
Organism: Drosophila persimilis
Lineage: Eukaryota; Metazoa; Arthropoda; Insecta; Diptera; Drosophilidae
Gene: ND-B17
Exons: 3
Coding region: 53-550 (165 amino acids)
Biological process (GO): mitochondrial electron transport, NADH to ubiquinone
Source: RefSeq, a predicted model, not a curated record
UUUUUUUUACAUUUAACGAAUUUGCUUUUAAAGCUAGAUAAAACAACACAAAAUGGUUGCUGGCGGAGCUUCUGAUACCGGCGGCGUCAAGCCCAUGGCCAUUGCAGGUCGCAUGGUCCGCGAGCGCGAGCGCCUGAUUGGAAUGACUGGCGACGAGCGGGCCUGGCGCAAACAGUGGCUGAAGGACCAGGAGCUGCACCACGGCGCCCGAAAGGUGCCCGCCCUCGAGCUGGAGCUGAACAAUCCCAUUAAGCGCUUCUACCGGGCCCCCCUGGACAAGCUCUGCAACGUUCUAACCCCAGCCCUGGGCUUCCAGCGCGCCUACACGAUACGCUUCUGGACUGGCAAGGCUCUGAUGGCUCUCACGGGCAUCUAUGCCGGCGCCUACUACUUCAAGUACAAUCAGAAUGAUUGGACCCGCAAGGGGGGCUGGCGUGUGAUUUCAUCGCGUAGGUCCUGCGUUCCCGGUGACGAGGGCUAUCCCCGUGUGUCGGACCGCUCGGCACCCGCUGAUUAUGCGGCCCGCGGCUUUAAGCAGUCGCCUUUGUAAGCUCGAGAGCAUCUUGGUGACUUUUCCUAGGUUUGAAACGUAAAUUAAUGAUAGCAAAACAAAUAUCGCAAUAAACAUGGAAACAAAAUGUAAGAGAGGGA